UUUGAUCUUGACCGUUGACCGAAGCACAUAGGAUGCCCAUUUUGCAUGGAUUGAUUAUAUUAUAUUAGUGAGUUGAUCUGUAAAGCAAAUCAAAACACGUGAAACGAUGGAGUGUUUUUGUAGUUUGAGCUAUUGAAUGUGUUUUUUUCUCACACCAAAAUAGACGAUACCGAGUUUCAAUAUUAUUGAAUAUGAUAAUUAAGAUAGAAUGCUAUUUAAGUAAAUUACGUAUAAAUAAGAUUAUUAUAAUGUGAUAAUUUAUUUAGGUUGUGUUUGAUUAUUGUGUUUGUGUGUGUGUGUAUAUAUAUAUAAAUAAAGAUAUUAAAGAAACAAGAUAAUUAUAUGGAAAAAAAUCACUUGAUGUUCCAAAAGAGAGCAGGCAAGGGGGCCUCUUCCUGGGAAGAGUAACUGCAGAGUUGCGGCUAAUGGAGUUUUGUCAAGCUCCACAGUCCAUUAUUCCUUCUUUAAAAUUGGAGAAAUGACGUCUGCCCAUCCAUUUUCAGUCAUUUCGUUCACCCACUGCUUCAAGCUCAAACGUUGUCACUCCACCAACAACACACUUCAUCACCAUCAUCCAAAUCUAAUCGCCACGAUGUCGUCAUCAGAUCCGGCACCAAAUCGCAACCGUUCAUUCGGAACUGAAUCCAAACUGAGCGGCAACGAUCAAACGGACGCUAAACCGCUUCUUUCUCGGUAUUCCAGUAGUAGCGGUAGUUUCAAACAAAUGCCGCGGCGACGAGUUCCCGGUAAGCCGGAUAUGCGGCGAUCUUAUAGUCGAGAUAUCGGUCACGCUGCCGCUGAGACUUACAUGAUCACUCGCCUCACCAUCACUCUUCUCCGAUACCUCGGGGUAGGCUACCGGUGGAUCACGAGAUUAGCAGCACUUGGUUUUUAUGCUGCUCUACUUAUGCCUGGCUUUCUUCAAGUUGCAUAUUAUUAUUUCUUCUCAAGUCAGGUUCGACGGAGUAUUGUUUAUGGUGAUCAACCAAGAAACAGGUUGGAUCUCUAUUUACCAAAAACAUUAGAUGGACCAAAGCCAGUUGUGGCAUUUGUCACAGGUGGUGCCUGGAUUAUUGGGUAUAAAGCAUGGGGAUGUCUACUAGGACAACAGUUGGCAGAAAGAGACAUCAUAGUGGCAUGUAUUGAUUACAGAAAUUUUCCCCAGGGAACCAUUGGUGAUAUGGUUGCAGAUGCAUCUCAGGGGAUCUCAUUUAUUUGUAACAACAUCUCUGAAUAUGGAGGUGACCCUAACAGGAUCUAUCUAAUGGGACAAUCCGCUGGUGCACACAUUUCUGCUUGUGCCCUCUUGGAACAAGCAAUAAGAGAAGCUAAGGGAGAGGAGGGGAUCUCCUGGAGUGUCUCUCAGAUAAAGGCAUAUUUUGGUUUAUCUGGAGGGUACAAUUUAUGCAAUUUAGUGGAUCAUUUCAACAACCGUGGCCUGUAUCGUGCUCUUUUUCUAAGCAUGAUGGAAGGUGAAGAAUCCUUGCAAUCUUUUUCUCCUGAACUUAGACUAGAAGACCCAAGCAUUGGAAAUGCUGUUUCUCUUCUGCCUCCUAUUAUUCUCUUUCAUGGAACAGCAGAUUAUUCAAUACCAUCAUCUGCCAGUAUAGAUUUUGCAGCUGCUCUUCAAAGGUUAGGAGCACAAGCUGAGCUAAUUUUGUUUGAUGGAAAAACCCAUACAGACUUGUUUCUUCAAGAUCCUCUAAGAGGCGGUAAGGAUGAAAUGUUCAGCCAUCUGGUCGCUGUGAUACAUGCUGGUGAUGAGGAAGCUCUAGCGAAGGAUGCUACGGCACCUCCGAGAAGGCGACUAGUUCCUGAGGUUCUGCUAAGGAUGGCCAGCCAUAUCAGCCCUUUCUAAGGUUUGAACACCAAUAGUUGUUUCUCAUAUCAGAAAAAGGCCAUUUCUGCCGUGCAUGCCUUACUAUUUGCACAUCUAUACAUAGCCACUGGGUAUAUUCAUUCUUCGGAGGGCCUCUCUGUAGUCAUUUAUAAUCGAUGGUUGUUAUUUAUUAUUUGUUUCUUAAAAACAAUUUAUUUAAUCUUGUAUGGCUCGUUGCACAAACUUGAAUCCUAAUUUGAACAGUAGAUGCACUAUCAUUCUGGCA
Molecule: messenger RNA, 2105 nt
Organism: Populus nigra (black poplar)
Lineage: Eukaryota; Viridiplantae; Streptophyta; Magnoliopsida; Malpighiales; Salicaceae
Product: isoprenylcysteine alpha-carbonyl methylesterase ICME-like
Exons: 11
Coding region: 479-1858 (459 amino acids)
Source: RefSeq, a predicted model, not a curated record